Messenger RNA from Candida albicans SC5314, 780 nucleotides. RefSeq lists its product as uncharacterized. Bases 1 to 780 code for a protein of 259 amino acids. NCBI's taxonomy places the organism in Eukaryota, Fungi, Ascomycota, Pichiomycetes, Serinales, Debaryomycetaceae. The record is from RefSeq and is a predicted model, not a curated record. The transcript has a single exon.
AUGGUAACAAUAAACUAUGAACCUUUAGAACAUUUACCUCAUAUUGAUGAGAAUAUUAGUCCUGAAGAAAGAUCACACGUUGAACAGUUGAUUCGAUUAGAGUUGGCAAAUCAAUUUAAUAAUAACAUUCAACAUAUCACUCAUAAUGAUGAGAAUAUGGCCAACCCAAAUAUACUAGUAGAACAACAGCAACAACAACAACAACAACAACUGUUAGUGCCGACACACAUGCAUCCAUUAGUUGAUCAACUUUUACCACUAAAUCCAAACAUACAACCAACUUCAAUAAUGCAAUUAACCCAAGAACGUUUUGAAGAAGAAUUUGGUGAUGAUGACGAUGAUGAUGAUGGUGAUGACAAGCAUUUACCCCCAGGUAUUGAUUUAACAAAAUACACACAAUUCAAUAUAACGUCACCUUUAGAUGAAGAAGGUAAUCAAUCUAUACUAGAUGACAAUAAUAAUCAACAAAUAAAUUAUACCAAUUUAUACACCACAUUAGGACAUUCAGCAUUACAGCAUAGAAAUUUAGAGUUAUUAAUACGAAAUCAAACAGAUUUGAAUCAAUUACAACAACAAGAUUUGGCAAGAUUGGAUGAAUUAAAUACUGAAUUGACGAAAAAUAUCAAUAACAAGAGAAGUAUGGUUGAUGAAUUGAAAACCAAUCGUAAAAGACGUCAAUUAAAUGAGUUAAAACCAUUACAAGAAGAAUAUGAAGAACGUUGGAAACAAAGUAUUAAUACAGCUAUAGAAUCAUCCAUUAACUCAAUUAACCAGAAAUAA